Oncorhynchus gorbuscha (pink salmon) is the source of this 4164-nucleotide messenger RNA. Its product is annotated as gastrula zinc finger protein XlCGF17.1-like. Gene Ontology annotation, molecular function: DNA-binding transcription factor activity, RNA polymerase II-specific; RNA polymerase II cis-regulatory region sequence-specific DNA binding. Lineage: Eukaryota; Metazoa; Chordata; Actinopteri; Salmoniformes; Salmonidae. The transcript is spliced from 2 exons. The coding region runs from base 225 to 1598 and encodes 457 amino acids. Gene Ontology annotation, biological process: regulation of transcription by RNA polymerase II. The record is from RefSeq and is a predicted model, not a curated record. Gene Ontology annotation, cellular component: nucleus.
UUUCAACCGCAGCAACAGUUUGUCCGCCACCUCCGUAGCUUGCUCGACAUAAUAGCCGAACCAAUAAAGCUCUUUAGACGCUUUAGUGUAUAUUAGCCACUGUGUUUUAAACCCAUUUCUCCCCUCUAGUUAGUUAUCCUAUUUAAUUUCAUAUUUACUGUGUUAUUAGUCAGCUAGCGGGCUGGUUAAGUUAGCAUUAGCCUAGCUAGUUAACAUCUCCGACCAUGAGGUCAUUUAGCUACUCUCCUGAUAAAAAAGUGAAAGAGGAGGAGGAAGAGAAGGAUGUUACAAUACAAAAACAAGUAGAGGGUGAGGCCGUUACCGUGAAAGAAGAGAAAGACGUUUCAGUGAAAGAAGAGGAAGACUUGUUCAAAGUAAAAGAAGAGGAGGAUGCAGUUGUUGAAGUGAAAGAGGGGGAGAUGAUUGUCACAUUGAAAAAGGAGGGGGAAGAAGAGGAUGAAACGGGAUAUCUGGGCCCGGUUUCCCAAAGGCAUCUUAAGGCAUCCAAUGGUUCUAACGAUGAACGUUCCCUGAUUAACACUAGAGAGAGUGAGGACUAUUGUGGAUCCUCUGGGGAUCCUCAACAACCUCAUGAUGCUGAAGAGGCAGAGAAGAGUCUCUCCAGAUCAAAACACCUCAAGAAACUUCUGCAGAGAUCCACAGGGAAGAGAACUCACUUCUGCUCUGACUGUGGGAAGAGAUUCACCUCAUCGGGCAUUAAAAUUCAUCAGAGAACACACACAGGAGAGAAACCUUAUAGCUGUGGUCAAUGUGGGAAGAGUUUUCCUCAAUCUGGCUCUCUGACAGUACACCAGAGAACACACACAGGAGAGAAACCUUAUAGCUGUGAUCAAUGUGGGCAGAGUUUUGUUCAAGCUAACAAUCUGACUAGACACAAGAGAACACACACAGGAGAGAAACCUUAUAGCUGUGGUCAAUGUGGGAGGAGUUUUACAACAUCUAGCUCUCUGACAGUACACCAGAGAACACACACAGGAGAGAAACCUUAUAGCUGUGGUCAAUGUGGGAAGAGUUUUGGUCAAGCUGGAGAGCUGACAGUGCACCAGAGAAUACACACAGGAGAGAAACCUUAUAGCUGUGAUCAAUGUGGGAGCAGUUUUCCUUCAUCUAGCUAUCUGACAGUACACCAGAGAACACACACAGGAGAGAAACGUUAUAGCUGUGAUCAAUGUGGGAAGAGAUUUACUUUCUCUGGCACUCUGACUCAACACCAGAGAACACACACAGGAGAGAAACCUUAUAGCUGUGGUCAAUGUGGGAGGAGUUUUACGACAUCUAGCUCUCUGACAGUACACCAGAGAAAACACACAGGAGAGAAACCUUAUAGCUGUGGUCAAUGUGGGAGGAGUUUUACUACAUCUAGCUAUCUGACAGUACACCAGAGAAAACACACAGGAGAGAAACCUUAUAGCUGUGGUCAAUGUGGGAGGAGUUUUACUACAUCUAGCUAUCUGACAGUACACCAGAGAAAACACACAGGAGAGAAACCUUAUAGCUGUGGUCAAUGUGGGAGGAGUUUUACUACAUCUGGCCAUCUGACAGUACACCAGAGAACACACAGGAGAAAAAUAUCAUAGCUGUGACCAGAGAUAAUCUGUUAAAAGAUCUCUGAUCAAAUAUUAGGACAUACAUACAUGAAGGAGUUGUUUCAUGAUUUCAAUUAAUUAAUGUCACAAUGUAGAAAGUUUUAACAUUGUAGUAGGAGUAUUUUAAUGAUGUCACAAUGUAGAAGCCUAAACGUUUCCCCCCCUUUGUGAAUUGAUUUCAUAAUGAUAUGGAUAUUAGCCUCAGGUGAAAAAUCAGAGUCCGUGUGGUUUUUGAGCUGUUAGUUUUAACAGGACGUGCAACCUCAUCUCUCUCCUCUCGUACAAAUGAUUUUAGCAUGAUAUCGAUGAGUGAUGACAAAUAAGUGUUGCAUUCCCUUGUUUAGCGACCCCUAAAUUUAAAUGCAUCACUCCAAAAUGUAGCUGACUGUCUUCUGCAGGUUGUGCUCUAUCCAGUGAGGUAAAAUAUAUCUCCCAUUUCCAGUUGUUUUUUUUGUUGUCAGUUUCAACAGCACUUACAACCUAAUUCCACCCCUAAUCGAUAUCAGUGAUUUAUUGCUACUUGUCAAAACAACAGCAUUUCUGGUGCUUGUGCAUUUUAAAAGCUGCUUGUUUAAACAAAUACAAGUAAUAUGAUUGUUGUAGCAGAUGUUUGUGUACAUAGAACAUUUUAUGUUUAGAUUUUCAAUUUAUCCCAAACUGUUUCUGGAUAUUGGUUAUUGAUUUGGACACAUUAAAACUGUGUUUUGAUAUUUGGCUAUCCCACGAAGCAAAAUGUAAUUGAAAAGCUGUUGAAAAUAAGACUAUGCAACCAAAUAUUUCAUAUUUACAUUUCAUGUAACAUUUAGUAUUCAUAAUUAUUUAUACGACCAACUGACAAUUUUUUGGGGUACAAUUAUAUUGACAUUGUUUCCCUGCUUUUAGAAUAUCAGGGUUCAUUCUCAGAUGUGUCAACCCAAAUGUACUAGAGCAUGACAUUGGGGACGGGGCCCCGAUCCAACAACAUACCUAUCUAGUGAACCCUGAAAAAAGAGAGAACCCCCGCUCUGCAGUGAGGUGGAAAGUUACUACGGAUAUUGCAGGAGUUUCCUCUUGAAAUCAGACAUGUCCAUGGUAAGGACAACUUGGUUGCUGAUUUUCUCAAGGAUGGGCAGUCAAAAAGAUGUGUGUUUUGCGUUUAGCCAGUGCGUUGCCAUGGAUCACAAUUUAUUUUGACACAUGUUUUUCCGUAUUGGAGAUGAGUUUUGUUUGGGCUCGUUCCAAGGGGACGAGAGUUCUCGAAAUAAUCUUUUUUCCCCCUAUUUGUAAUUGUUUAUAUUGUUUUCUGUUAGUGGUCAGCAAACUUGUCCAACAAAAAUAGAAGAUAUAUUUGUCUUAAGGAGGAAGGUUUUACAGGCUUUGGUUUUUCCAUUUAUGUUUUGAGGUUGGACUAGCUUGUUAGCAUGUAGGGAGAACCGAUUGGUGUCAGUAUGUGUUACACCUGUGCUGGCUUGUCCAUCUCGUUGGUGGGAAGGUGUUUCACCUGAGCUGGUCCAGGUUCUAUUUAAGAGUGUCUGGCCUAGUGCUCCAGUUGUCUUGAUAGAUGUGGAGAGUCAACACAUUUAGUUGCUCCACUUUUUUGGUUUGCUUCCUGUCUUUAAUUUUGUGUGGGUUUUUCUUUUGUUUGCCUCUUCUUGGGCAGAUUUAGUGGGUCUCAUGGUGGGUGUCUUUUAGAGCCUCUCCUAAAAAACAGCUUAUAAUUUGGGUGGGAUGUUGCAUCCUAUUAAUAUUUUAAUCAAUGGCAUUUCCUUUCAAUGCUCAUUAGUCUUUCAGUGGUUAUUCUUAUGUUUUUUAUCUGCUUAUGUUUGUGUACUAAAUAUUUAUUUAUUUUUUCCUGUGAAGCCAAUGUGUUAUCAUGUCUGAAAUGUACUGUAUAAAUAAAGCUUGAUUUGAACAUAUUGCAAAACAAAUGAACCCAAUGACCAACCAAUCAACAGACUCUUGCUAAACCAAUGAAAAGCAACACAUAUCUUGGUUAAUCUUAGUAUGAAAAACAGUAUAAACUCAUAUCUUCCUCUGUCAAAAUAGUGCUGGUAUGUAUGUUUAGUAUCACUGUUCAACCAACCCAGUUCAAUUGUUGAUAUAUUGAAAACAAACUAAGUUUGUUGUGGGGUUUUCUUUUGUUUCCCCCCUUCUUGGGCAGAUUUAGUGGGUCUCAUGGUGGGUGUCUUUUAGGUCCCAGUUGUUACUAGUCAACUUCCAGUGGACACCCCCAUAGUGUCAUUCAGAACCCCUCCUAAAACCCACCUGUUUAGUUGUGGUUGUUGUCAGUGACUCUUUGUUAGUUCCCUCUUCUGUUUAAGUGACAUUUCUGGUUUUCUUGCUGGGAAACUGAACAACAAUGUAGUAAAACAAGCUUAUAUUUUGGGUUGUAGCAUCCAGUUCUUGUUCAUCAAAGGCAUUUCCUUGAAAUGUUAAUUCGUCUUUCAGUUGUUAUUCUUCUGUUUGCUGUGUAUGUUUUUAUUUGUAUUUUUUCUGUGAAGUGCAUUGCGUUGCAUCCAUGUCUGAAAUGCGCUGGUUUGGUUUGAACAUAUUGCAAAAUAAAUGACCAACCAAUCAA